This is a messenger RNA of Acanthosepion pharaonis, 999 nucleotides long. The record is from the annotation of a GenBank genome assembly. Lineage: Eukaryota; Metazoa; Mollusca; Cephalopoda; Sepiida; Sepiidae.
AUGACUUUCUCUCUCUCUCUCACUUUCCCCAUGACUCUCUCUCUCUCUCUCUCUCUCACUUUCCCCAUUGACUCUCUCUCUCUCUUUUCCCCCCAAGAUUACAUGGCCUCCUCCUCUGAUGGCAGUGGAGAAGACGUGAUUACAGACGAUGAAGAUCAAGGGUCAGGAAAUGGUGAUGUCUAUCCUAGCUCGGGCACUUCUGUGCAGCCAGAACUUUCAGCAGUAACUGAUGAUCCAAACUUAAGAACAAAGUUAACUCCAUGUCUUCGUCAGCAUAAAGAACAUAAAGCAUCAGGUAACAUCUAUGUGCCGCACUGUACAAAGAAAGGGGAAUACCAUAAGCGGCAGUGUACGAAUUAUGCUUGCUGGUGUGUUGAUCCUAAUGGGUUGAUUAUCAAAGGAACAAAUAGAAGUGAAUCGGAUGAAAAACCAGAUUGUGAAAAUGGUUCCAAUUUGGGUCUUUGCUUAAAGUCUCUGUUGAAACAUUCAACUGGUCUGCUCGGCAGCUUCCGUCCAAAAUGUUCUGAAUCUGGAGACUACAAAGCGAUCCAGUGUCACGAAAGCAAAUGUUGGUGUGUUGAUAAGCAAGGGACAGAAGUUGAGAGCACAAAAGUUAACCUGCCACAAAUUCCGAUUUGUGUUGAAACCAAUCCGAUUCCUUCAACAGUACCGAGCACAAGCAGUACCACCACCACCACUACUGCCACCACCACAAAAGACACCACCACCACCACGACAGAAGCGACCACAUCUUCAACUACAUCUACUACAACUAUCAAGUUAACUUCAACGAAGAGAAAUGAAUUCCAUUUAAAAAAUCCAGGAUAUGAUAUAAAUGAUGUGUCGGUCAGUUCAGAUCUUAAUGUUCUCUUUAAUCUGAUGUCGCAGGAAGCUGAAUAUAGAAGUUGGGCUGCUGAUGAAUCUUUUUUUCUUUUGUUUUCUUAUAAAGAUAACCUACACAAAAUGUUGCUCAGUCAUUGUGGUCACAGAGCACACUAG